AUGAGCCAUGCCUACUCAAAACUCGUACUCGUAUUUCUCAGCAGGAUCGGAUUCGCUAAUCUUUCGAAAGCAAUCCUUAAUUCCACGACAUCUGCAACCAAACUUGAUGCUGGGACAUCUUUAACCGGUUUUCCCUCGCCGGCGACGAAUACCACGAAUACGAACGCAGCAAUUCAAACCAGCAGUAGGGCAAAUUCGCACUUCAAGCUUCAUGCUGAGAGCUCGGUUACAGGCUUUGAAUCAGAGGGAACGGAACCACCUCGUAGUCUGAAAGAGAGUUCAGCCAUUCAGAGCUCUACAAGUGAAGAGGACGUCGGAGCUGUCCUCACUCGCGUUUUCAACCCCUCGGGUUAUGAAACAUACCUAGUGCACGUGGAGUCAACAGAAAGCGGGUUUGGACCAACUCCCCACAUUGGUGUGCAGAAUCCAGAAACCACCAUCGCGCCUGGAGUUGCCCAAUCUGGCAAAGGGUCACAUCUCGAAAGUACAGCAGCUGGCCUUGGUGAGAAUAACCUCAUUACCAGCCUUGCGUCAGGAACCACGCCUGCGCCAUUAACACCACCGCCUGUCACUCUCGGAGAUCAAAUUUUAAUCCCAGUCCUAAUAACGACUAUUGUAAUAUCAGGCACGACAUUGCUACCAGGUGGUACGACAGCGACUCUCGGCUAUGGCUCAAGCACAACGGCAAUAUAUGUCGAUCUAAGUGGCCAUCCAGUAAUAGCCAUAGGAUCAUUGACGACGACCAUGAAUGGAACCCCAUCAGGACAAAUCACAGUCGAUGGUCAAGUUCUCACGCUAGGUGGCUCUCCUGUAACCAUUGGUUCUGGAGAUGAUCCAACAACUUUCUUUAUCAGCCCUGGGGGCGAAACCAUUGUUGCAGCUCAUGGUGUCAGUUCGACACUCUUUCCACCUGCAACGCAAUCAUUCACAAUAGGCACUUUCACUGUUACAGCUAUUGCAGACUAUCAAUAUACACUUGGUCCGGAAACCCUGCUUCUCGGUCACCCAAUCACUAUGGACGGCACUGUCAUCUCCCUGGCCACCGACUCGGCAGGCUCAACCGUCCUCAUCAUCGGUGGCUCAUCUACAACAACACUUCCAGUCGCGCCACAAACCAUGUCCAGCAACGACCUGAGCAUCUUCACAACGGUAGUCUCAGGAGCUACAGAAUAUAUCAUCGGCUCACAAACCCUGUAUCCAGGCCACCCAAUCACUAUCCACGGCACAGCGAUAUCUAUCAUCACGUCUUCCAGUGCAACAAUGCUUGUUAUUGGUACCUUGACGACCACGAUUAGCCCCAAGCCUACGAUCUCGUCGCCAGUUGCUCUUACGUAUGCGGGUAAGAUGACAUUAACAAAUGUGGCUUCUAUCGGAACGGGAAAUAUAGGCGGUUGGGAGGCAACGGCAACAAGUACGAGAGCAAAGUCGGGUGCCGGAAGAACGAUGAAGAUCCGCGACAACACCCGGUUUAUUCUUUCAGGCAUGCUGGUCAUACUAGGUUAUGGGUGA
Molecule: messenger RNA, 1509 nt
Organism: Lindgomyces ingoldianus
Lineage: Eukaryota; Fungi; Ascomycota; Dothideomycetes; Pleosporales; Lindgomycetaceae
Exons: 1
Coding region: 1-1509 (502 amino acids)
Source: RefSeq, a predicted model, not a curated record